AUAAGCAUUAGUUGUAACAUUCGUCAUUUGUUACACGUUGUUACGAUGAUAGUGUCAACGGACGUUAAUGUGAAACAUGGGGACAAAACGACGGCGAAUAAUCGGUUUCCGAGGAUGGUGAUUAUUAUCAUGCUCGCCGAGUUCUGUGAGAGAUUUUCCUUCUCCGGCAUGAGAGCGUUCCUCACACUGUACCUACGCAGUAAGUUGGGCUAUUCCGACGAGGGCGCUACAGAAAUAUACCAUGUUUUCAGCACUUUCGUAUAUUUCUUUCCUAUUUUGGGAGGAAUCCUUGCUGACAACUACCUCGGAAAAUUUAGGACUAUUUUAUAUCUGAUGUUUGUGUAUGCAGCCGGGAAUAUACUGGUAGCUGUGACAGCGAUACCUCAACUGGAGCUACCAAAAAGGUUAUGCACAAUCAUUGGUCUCCUAAUGAUAACAAUAGGCACAGGAGGAAUCAAACCAUGUGUCACUGCUUUCGGAGGAGAUCAGUUUAAACUGCCACAGCAAGAGAAGCAGUUAGCUCUGUACUUCAGUAUUCUCUAUUUCAAUCUAUGCACUGGUAGUUUGAUCGCAAAGACCGUGUCUCCUAUAUUGAGGUCAGAUGUACAUUGCUUGGGAGAUAAGGAUUGCUAUUCUUUAGCUUUUGGUGCUCCUGGAGUAGUCGUUUUGAUGUCUAUUGUGAUCUUCGUAAGUGCCAAGAGCAGGUACGUUAUGAAGAAACCUGAAGGCAACAUGGUCAUUGAUUUUGUGAAAUGCGUUUCUUUAGGUCUAAAAAACAUGCUAACAAAAGGCAGAAGCGAAAAACAGUCCCACUGGUUGGACAGCACGCAUCACAAGUACGACAAAGGUUUCGUACGAGAUGUGAAGAAAACGCUGUCUAUACUCACCUUGUUCUCCGUACUGCCGGUGUUUUGGGCUCUGCUGGAUCAAUUGGGUUCGAGAUGGACUCUACAAGCAACAAAGAUGGACGGCCGCCUGGGCUUCGUGACUAUCAAGCCAGACCAGCUGCAAGUGUUUGGCCCUAUUUGUAUACUUAUUCUCAUCCCUUUGUUCCAAAAGUUCUUAUAUCCCUGUCUAGAGAAGCGCAAUAUUCUCACAAAUCCGCUCCACAAAUUGACUCUCGGAGGCGUUCUGGCGGGCGUAGCGUUUAUUGCUUCGGCGCUCGUCGAAAUUUAUAUCAAGACAACAUAUCCAGAACUUCCUCAAACAGGCUAUUCACAACUUCGCGUAUAUAAUGGCAACCCUUGCUCCAUCUCCAUACAAGAUAACAUGGUGUACACGAUUCCCUCCCUCUCUUACUACUCAAACAAACAGAUAAGAGUAACCGAGACGGAUAAAGUUUUAAUGAGAUUGGGAGGCAGUUGUAUCGGACGGAAAGACGAAGUUUUCCCCUUGGAAAACAAUAAAGCGAUAUCGUUCUUUGUAAACGGUAAUGACACAGUGAGAUUUGGGGAAAAUGUCGACAAAAGCAAAUCGGGGUUACCAGUUGUGAGAUUUCUCGUCACAAAUCGUGUGACCUCAUCAAACAUAACUCUCUUCAAUGAGAAGAGAAAAGAGAUAGAGUCUCAUAUUCACCCCGGAGUGAGUGCACAAACGGAGGUGUUUAUGUCGACGUACUCUCUCAGAGUGGGAGAUAAGAUCAUUAUGGAUGAUAUACAAUUAGACCAAGGAGGAGUUUAUACCAUGGUUGUUGAUAAAAAUGGCGAUUUUUAUCAAGCCAGACUGAUCAUUAUAACUGAACCCAACUCAAUAACGAUGGCGUUGCUACUGCCACAGUUCUUAAUUAUAUCAAUUGCCGAGGUGCUGUUCGCAGUGACAGGCAAUGAGUUCGCGUUCAAGCAGGCGCCGAGCAGCAUGAAGGCAGUAAUGACGGCCGUGUGGCUGCUCACUGAGGCGGCGGGGAACGUGCUCAUCAUUAUUGUCACCAGGGUCUUCGUUAAUUACCAACAGGAGACCCAGUCGUUCAUAUACACGGGCCUGAUGUUCACGUCAAUAGGGUUGUUCCACUACCUGUCGACGAGGUACCAGUUCGAUGUGGACGAUGACGUCACCAAGAAGCAGUGUCGAAGCAACAGCGAAGUGUUGUACCACCAAGUGAAGCAGGCAGAGGACUGUUUAGAACACUGACGGUGGUUAAUGUUGUAGAUUUAUAAUUUAGUGUAUUGUGUAUUUUAUAAUAAUUUAAAAAUAAUAUUUAAUUUAAUGUUAAUAAUAAAAAAAAUAUCAUGAUUUUACUUUCUGUUUCAAUUGGAAUUGAAAUAAAAUAUAUUUUACGCGUAAAA
Molecule: messenger RNA, 2282 nt
Organism: Bicyclus anynana (squinting bush brown)
Lineage: Eukaryota; Metazoa; Arthropoda; Insecta; Lepidoptera; Nymphalidae
Product: peptide transporter family 1-like
Exons: 14
Coding region: 46-2127 (693 amino acids)
Biological process (GO): transmembrane transport
Cellular component (GO): membrane
Molecular function (GO): dipeptide transmembrane transporter activity
Source: RefSeq, a predicted model, not a curated record